Messenger RNA from Kalmanozyma brasiliensis GHG001, 609 nucleotides. RefSeq lists its product as uncharacterized. The transcript has a single exon. Lineage: Eukaryota; Fungi; Basidiomycota; Ustilaginomycetes; Ustilaginales. The record is from RefSeq and is a predicted model, not a curated record. The coding region runs from base 1 to 609 and encodes 202 amino acids.
AUGUUCAGCUUCGAUGAGCUGGUCGGCGUGCUUGGCUGCCCUCCAAGUCAGCCAGAGUUACAGGCUCUGCUGAAUCAAGGCAGGAGCGACAAGUCGGCGGAUCUAGUUGAACCAGAAGUCAAGGCGUACCCCGAUAUCGUCUACCACAACUACCCGGCUUUGGGUUUGAGCUUCCAGUUCGAGCCAGCCACAUCGAAAACAGAUGCAUCCAAGGCAAAUCUUCAAGACCUGCGUCUGGCAGCCAUCGAUGUCUACUCAGGGCACGAGGACAAACGAUGGACUUGCUUUCCCGCCCUCCCACUCACUCUCAAGGCGGCUCGCACUGACGCCGUCACGCAUCCGCUAGAGGUAUCGAUCAAGUCCGAUACAAAAGGCAAGGACCUAGUCACAGACCUCGGCGAGCCGCACCGCAAAGGGGGUGGAGCUGGAGAUCGUUCGGGUCCUGCGGCUUGGAUGGAGUGGAGCCUGCAGCUGAAGGCAGCAGAUACAGCACAGGAGAGAAAGUUCAAGCUCCAGGUCGAACUGGCCGGAGCUGGCGCCCGCGGAGCAGAUCGGUGGAACGCUGAACGUGCCGGCGCUUGUCAGUGGGCGGUCAUCACCAUCAGCUAA